AUGCCGUCUUGGCUUGUUAACCUGUCAGGAAGAUUCAAGAAAGCUGCUUUUAAAGAAUUGGUGCAGGGAAAGCCCAACAGCACUGGCAGCUCCGAACGGAUUCAGCUCUCAGGAAUGUACAACGUGCGAAAAGGGAAAAUACAUUUGCCAGUUAACAGAUGGACAAAACGCCAAGCUAUCCUUUGUGGAACGUGCCUAAUUGUCUCAUCAGUAAAAGAAAGCCAGACUGGAAAGAUGCAUGUCCUCCCUUUAAUUGGUGGAAAAGUGGAAGAAGUGAAAAAGCACCAGCACUGUUUAGCAUUUAGCUCCUCUGGACCUCAAAGCCAGACUUACUACAUUUGUUUCGAUAACUUCACUGAAUAUUUGCGGUGGCUUCGACAAGCAUCGAAGGUUGCAUCACAACGCAUAAGCUCUGUGGAUCUUUCAUGCUGCAGCCUGGAGCACCUGCCUGCCAACCUGUUUUAUAGCCAAGACCUCACUCAUCUCAAUUUAAAGCAGAACUUCCUCAGGCUAAACCCUAGCCCAUCCACAAGUAGAGCACUUAAUGAAUUACAAAGAUUCACCAAGUUGAAGAGCCUUAACCUUUCCAAUAAUAAUUUAGGAGACUUCCCACUGGCAGUCUGCAGUAUCCCAACCCUGACGGAACUCAACGUGUCCUGCAAUGCCCUCAGAAGUGUUCCAGCAGUUGUAGGCGAAAUGCACAACUUGCAGACAUUUUUGCUGGAUGGCAACUUUCUCCAGUCCCUUCCUGAUGAAUUGGAGCAUAUGCAUCAUCUCAGCUACAUCAGUCUCUCCUUCAAUGAAUUCACUGACAUUCCAGAGGUGCUGGAGAAGCUGACUGCCAUGGAUAAGCUCUGUAUGUCAGGAAACUGCAUGGAUACCCUGAACCUGCAGGUGUUAAAAAGGAUGCCUCAUAUUAAGCAUGUGGACCUAAGAUUGAAUUCAAUUAGGAGGUUGGAGGCCACUGACAUAGAUUUUCUGCAUCAUGUGACCCAACUGGAUCUCAGAGACAACAAACUGGGGGAGCUGGAUGCAACAGUUUUUAACAAUGUUGAAGUGUUACACUGUGAACGGAACCAGCUGGUAACCCUCAAAAUCAGUGGCUAUUUCCUCAAAGCACUGUAUGCUUCCUCCAACGAACUUGUUCACCUUGAUGUGUAUCCUGUUCCUAAUUGCCUGGCUUAUAUGGAUAUUUCUAGAAAUCACCUGGAAAGCCUGCCUGAGUGGGUGUGUGACAGCAGGAAACUGGAAGUGUUGGACGUUGGCCACAAUCAGAUCCGUGAGCUGCCUGCCCG
Messenger RNA from Merops nubicus (carmine bee-eater), 1295 nucleotides. RefSeq names its product PH domain leucine-rich repeat-containing protein phosphatase 1-like. The record is from RefSeq and is a predicted model, not a curated record. Gene Ontology annotation, molecular function: protein binding. Lineage: Eukaryota; Metazoa; Chordata; Aves; Coraciiformes; Meropidae. The transcript is spliced from 9 exons. The annotation marks the transcript as partial.